Penicillium taxi is the source of this 1086-nucleotide messenger RNA. RefSeq lists its product as uncharacterized. Lineage: Eukaryota; Fungi; Ascomycota; Eurotiomycetes; Eurotiales; Aspergillaceae. Bases 1 to 1086 code for a protein of 361 amino acids. The transcript is spliced from 2 exons. The record is from RefSeq and is a predicted model, not a curated record.
AUGACCGAUCCGAUGAAGACCCUCGACAUAGGCCGCCCGAAACCAGCCCCGGUAUCACGGAAGGUCUAUGCUAUUGCUGGUAUCACAGUGACAGUCUUUGGACUAGAAGAGCUUCAGUUGGAAGCAUCCGAUGUCGCAUGUCUCUGGCUUCUCCAUCCUCGACUCGCGACGCAGGACCGCAUGGCCGAUGUUGCUGCGUCUACUAUCAUUGACUGGAAUAUAAAAAGCAAGGAUAACCUAUCAUCUAAAGGCCUGAUUGCAGUCUCGUUUGAUCAGCGCAACCAUGGCCCCAGAAUGGUUGACCCGCUUGCUAAUGAGGCUUGGCGACAGGGAAAUCCUCGCCAUGCCCAAGACAUGUUUUCGAUCUAUCAAGGAACUGCACGGGAUACAUCUUUGUUGAUGGAUUAUCUUGCUGCAUAUGUCUUCCCUGAUGGGAAACAUGAAAUCUCUCAAAAUUUAGUAUUAGGGGUUUCCCUUGGCGGGCAUGCUGCAUGGAGCCUCCUCCUGCACGAGCCUCGCAUGAGUGCUGGUGUCGUCAUUAUUGGUGCCCCUGACUUUCUAAACGUUAUGGUAGACCGUGCAAGGUUAUCCAAGCUGCCAUCUUGGACUAGAAGUACACCUCCUGGCUCAGAGAUCAUCGGCUCAGAGGCAUUCCCGACCUCGUUUGUGGAGACCGUCAAACAGUAUGACCCUGCCGGUUUAUUUCUCAGCCACGUGGAAGGCGCAUCUGGUCUCUUAAGGAUUGAUACUCUUCCAGAGCCGACAGAGAAAGAAAAGCAGGCCCUUCGACCUCUUCUGACAAAGUGUCUGGCGGGUAAGCACAUUCUAAACUUGUCUGGCGGAAAAGACAAGCUUGUGCCUUAUCACCGGGGUGAAGCUUUCUUGAAAUGGCUCAAGAACGCUAUUUCAUCAGAUGGCUGGUUUGGUGAUGGUGGUGUGAACUUUGAGGAUAUUAUCGACGAAUCAGCCGGCCAUGAGGUAACACGUCAGAUGGAAAUUGAAGCUAUUCGGUUUGUGAGCGAGACGCUAGCGCUAAGUGCAGAUAAUAAGGGACGAAGAGGUUCAGUUCGCGAAUCAAAGAUCUAG